Molecule: messenger RNA, 1056 nt
Organism: Aspergillus puulaauensis
Lineage: Eukaryota; Fungi; Ascomycota; Eurotiomycetes; Eurotiales; Aspergillaceae
Product: zinc-dependent alcohol dehydrogenase
Exons: 1
Coding region: 1-1056 (351 amino acids)
Molecular function (GO): zinc ion binding; oxidoreductase activity
Source: RefSeq, a predicted model, not a curated record
AUGGGUUCAAUCACUCCCCCAGAAGUGUCCCUCGCGGCAAUCCAAGACCAGAAGACAAAAACCAUCUCUGUUACGCAACGACAAACUCCAGUCCCCAUCGGUACCCAGGUCCUAGUCAAACUACAUUAUUCCGGAGUCUGCGCCACAGACCUCCACCUGGCUCGCGGGAACAUUCCCUACCUACAGCCCAAAGUCUCAGUGGGCGGCCAUGAAGGCACCGGUGUAAUCGCCAGUCUCGGGCCCGAAGCAGACACGACAAAGUGGCACAUCGGCGAUCGGGUCGCGGUACGCUGGGUACAUAUUGUCUGCGGAAAAUGCGAAGUCUGCACGACAGGCUAUGAGAAUCUAUGCCGGAGUCGAAAACUCGCAGGGAAGGACAUCGAAGGCACAUUUGCCGAGUACGCUAUUGCCGACAGCUCUUAUAUGGUUAGGCUUCCGGAUGGAGUGUCCGACGCCGAUGCUGCACCGAUCCUAUGUGCUGGUGUUACUGUUUACAAGGCGCUUAAGAUUGCCGGCCUGCGCAUGGGGUCGUGGGUGGCCAUCGCAGGCGCUGGUGGAGGCUUGGGGCAUCUUGCUAUCCAGUACGCACGUGGCAUUGGCCUCAAGGUCGUCGCCCUUGACAUAAACAAAAGAGACCUCUGUUUGAGCCUUGGAGCGGAUGUCUAUAUCGAUAUAUUGGAGACGAGGAACUGUGUGUCCGAUGUCAUCGAGGCCACCGGUGGUGGAGCUCACGGAGCACUAAUCUGCGCCUCCUCAGCGCAGGCUUAUACCGACGCCAUCGGGUUUCUAAGACAGACUGGAACCCUCGUCUGUAUCGGUCUCCCGUCAAAACCUACAACUCUGCCGUUAGGGCCUGCAGACUUUGUUGCUCGCGGUAUUAAGGUUCUGGGUACAUCCACUGGAGACCGGCAGGACACGCUGGAGGCGCUUGAAUAUGUAGCGAAGGGUCAAGUAAAGCCACAACUGAUUGAAAAGAAGCUGGGAGAUAUCGAUGAUAUCUUGAAGGAGCUUGAGGACGGGACAGCGCAGGGCAAAUCUGUUAUUAGGAUAGCAUAA